AUGCAGCUGGAGGCUGCCGAAAGAGAAAAUGAAAGACAAAGGAGGUUUGAGCUAGAGAAGUUAGACAAUCUACAGCAAAGGGGUCUAGCGUUUGACUCUGCUCCUAAUCCAGUUCAUCUUCAGUUCAGGUGGCACCCGGUCAUCCAUGCUGAGAUGAGGCUGCUCUUGCCUGUUCUGGUGCUUUGGCUCAGUACGCUGAUGGAUUCUGGCAAGUAUCAGGUGUUGGUUAAGGCACAAUGGCAGAAGGAUGCUGAAGCUUCAGUCAGUGUUCAUCGGGUUAACCACACCAUGCUGCUGAAACGGCAGGCGAUCAUCUUCAAUCACAUCUACAACAUCAACAUGCCACAGGAGCCGCUCUGUUCAGUCAGGGCGGACUGCGCCCUGGGACUGACUAAACCUUCCCAGCAUGGCUAUGCUGAUGAGUACUUCCAACAAAACCAGACCUUGCAGAAUCAGGUGGGCUUCACCCACAACAUCUUCGUCCCCCAGCAGGCCUGUGAUUGUCUGACCAACUCGCUGCUCAAGAACCUUAUCGACCGUAUUGAGCUGCUGGAGAGAGAGGUCUCCCUGCUUAGGCAGCAGUGCAUCACUGGGUACACGGCAGAGAGUUCGGUAGCAGGUGAAGUUGAUUACGCUCCCCUGUGCAGUGGCCAUGGGAACUUCAGCACGCAGACUUGUGAUUGCAUCUGUGACGUUGGCUGGACUGGCAAGGGAUGCUCGGUGCCACUUUGCCUGACGAACUGCUCUGGGCACGGGGUGUGUGUCAAUGGGGACUGCGUCUGUGACCAGGGCUACACAGGGCAGGACUGCAAUGACACAGAAUGCCUGAGGGACUGCAGCGGGCACGGCCUAUGUGUACAGGAAGAAUGUGUCUGUGAGGACCCCUACAAAGGUGAAGAUUGUGCCCAGCUGAAGUGCCUGAAUGCGUGCUCUGGCCACGGGCACUGUGAGAAUGACACAUGUCUGUGCUUCGUGGACUAUACUGGAGAGGACUGCAACCAGCUGAGGUGCCUGAACAACUGCAGCAACAACAGUCAGUGUAGUCAUGGCAACUGCUCCUGUCAGGAUCGCUUCCCUGGAGCAGACUGUAUGGCAGAUCUGCCUACUCCUCAAGGACUUCGCUUCAAGUCUAUUACGGAGACAGCAGUGGAGUUACAGUGGGACCCUUUUCAGUUCACAUCUGAUGCUUGGGAAAUCAGUUUCAUUGCAAAGAGUAAUGAAGGAGGUAUGAUAGUUCAGCUUCCCAUGACAGUCACCUCCUUCAACCAGACUGGUUUGAGACCGGGUGAAGACUACACAGUCAACCUGGUCGCACUCAAGGAGCAGGCGAGGAGUGCACCAGCAACAGCAACAAUUUCCACCCCAAUUGAUGGACCAACUCACAUCACCAUUCGGGAGGUGGCCGACACCUUUGCUUUCGUGGAAUGGACACCUCCAAAAGCCUACAUUGACUAUAUCCUCCUGGCAUAUGCACAGACUGAUAGAACAUUUAACAAGUCAGUGCUGAGAUUACAGCCCACACUGACUCAGUAUUCCUUGCAGGACCUGAGACCUGCUUCACAUUACCAGGUGUCGGUCGCUGGCAUCCAGGGACACAGACAAAGCCAGCCUGUGACUGCUGUCUUUACCACAGAGAUUGAUGCUCCUAAAAACCUACGUGUUGUAGCUCAAGGUUUCAGUAAGCUGCAAUUGGAAUGGGACAACAGUCAAGCAGACAUUGACAAAUAUAGGGUGGUCUACAGCACACUGGCAGGAGGCCAGUACCAUGAACUGUCUGUGGUCAAAAGUAAAGGGCCAACAAGCAAGAUUGCACUGACUGAUCUAUCGCCCAAUACUGAAUAUGGUAUCGGAAUAUCGGCUGUUAAGGAGAUGAAACAAAGUGUUACAACCACCAUGAAUACAAGGACAGCCUUGGAUCCACCACGGGGCAUUGCUUUCAGCAAUAUCUCUCAUGAUUCGGUAACCAUCUCCUGGAACAAGCCCAAUGCUUCCUUUGAUUACUAUCAGAUGUUCUACCAUCCAGCCUCCGACCACUCAGGAGAGAGUGUGAACAUUUCAUCAUUGCUGACGGAGUACACCUUGAGCAAUUUGCAGCCUGCAACUGAAUAUGUGGUGAAAUUUAAUACAGUUCAAGGGCUGGCCAAGAGUCUGCUCCUGUCAUAUACUGUGCAUACAGCAAUAGACAGCCUGCAAGAAGUACAGGUUGUUAACGUGACUCCGACAGAGGCUCGGCUGAUGUGGGCUCCACCUCAGGCUGUGGUGCAGAACUAUUUGGUGAUCGUGUCACAUAGCCAAGCUGCGGUAAAGAGGAUUCUUGUUGAUGGGGCUUUGACACAGUAUCAGCUGACCCAUCUCCAACCAUUCACCAACUACUCCAUUGCCAUCUAUGCCACAAGAGGGUCCAUGACCAGUUCUGCUGUCUCCCUUCACUUCCUUACACUUCUAGAUUCCCCAAAGAACCUGACGGCCAGUGACGUGAGCCAGAAGAGUGCACGAAUUUCCUGGCAGGCCCCCGAGGCUCAGAUUGAGAAGUAUGUCCUGGUAUAUGAGGACAGCAGUGGGCAACAGAAGGAACUGAUCUUGGAAGCAGAGGAUACUUGGAUACAACUGGAGGGCUUGCUGGAAGCCACUGAGUACACACUGAGACUUCAGUCUGCGCAUGAUACUCUACUCAGUUUACCAGAUGAGAUUGUGUUCACCACAGCAAGCCGUCUCUAUCCUUACCCCUGGGACUGUACUCAGCACCUACUCAAUGGAGACACAAUCAGUGGCAUUUAUAAUAUCUAUAUCAAUGGAAAGCCACAGCAAAUCCUUCAGGUCUUCUGCGACAUGGUGACUGAUAAUGGGGGAUGGACAGUGUUCCAGAGACGACAGAAUGGGCUAACGGACUUCUCACGCAAGUGGGCAGAUUACCGUGUGGGCUUUGGAAACCUGGAAGAUGAAUUCUGGCUAGGACUGGACAACAUCCAUAAGAUCUCUGCCCAAGCCAGAUAUGAUCUACGGAUCGAUUUGCGCGAUGGCCGUGAGUCGGUGUAUGCUGUCUACGAUCGCUUUUACGUCAGUGAUGCCCGGAGUCUCUACAGACUAAGGAUUGGAGAUUACAGCGGCACUGCUGGUGAUUCCCUCUCCUAUCACCAAGGCCGCCCAUUCUCCACAAAGGAUCAUGACAAUGAUGUCGCUAUCACAAACUGUGCCUUGUCAUACAAAGGCGCCUGGUGGUACAAGAACUGUCACCGUGCCAAUCUGAAUGGGAAAUAUGGAGAGAACCGACACAGCCAGGGAAUAAACUGGUAUCACUGGAAGGGUCACGAAGUUUCCAUACCAUUUAUUGAGAUGAAGAUCCGACCUCAUAAUUUUAUAAGAAUCUAGUGAAUAAGUGGGCAGUUCCUGCUUUUUAAUAGCAUGAUUUAAUCCUCAAUGCUUCAUAGAUGUGGUAUUUAAUUAAAGAAUCAAUCAUUGUAGUUCAGGCUCCUUCAACAGAUGUUCAAUUCUCCCCUGUUAAUGACCUGGGCAACCCUGGUCUGAGAGCAAAGAUUGUUAAUGAUGAGCCCUUAUCUCUUGUUAUGCUGAACUAGUUGUGGUGGCAAAUCUUCCAUGACGUAUCAGUUCACUUAAAUAUUUCUGCAGAACGUCUAUCACCUAUACACUUGUGGUCCAUCCCAGACCAAGGAAUAAUGCUACAAGUGAACAACAUUCUCGCUAUUGAUAUUGCUUGACUUUUGAGACA
This is a messenger RNA of Hypanus sabinus (Atlantic stingray), 3727 nucleotides long. It is a transcript of the gene tnr, whose product is annotated as tenascin R (restrictin, janusin). Gene Ontology annotation, molecular function: protein binding. The record is from RefSeq and is a predicted model, not a curated record. The transcript has 19 exons. The coding region runs from base 1 to 3369 and encodes 1122 amino acids. NCBI's taxonomy places the organism in Eukaryota, Metazoa, Chordata, Chondrichthyes, Myliobatiformes, Dasyatidae.